Messenger RNA from Fusarium subglutinans, 1404 nucleotides. RefSeq lists its product as uncharacterized. Bases 1 to 1404 code for a protein of 467 amino acids. The record is from RefSeq and is a predicted model, not a curated record. Lineage: Eukaryota; Fungi; Ascomycota; Sordariomycetes; Hypocreales; Nectriaceae. The transcript has a single exon.
AUGGAAUCUACUCACAGAGAACUCCAAGAUUUUCCUGAAGCCAAUGUUCCUCCUCCCGCCGAGCGCAAUGCAGAAAUGCCAAUGCUCUGGGAUGAGGGACAUCGUAGUUUGAUUGACGCCUGUGUAAGGUACAAAUCGCUGCUUGAGCUCUUCCUACAGCUGAAAAUGUUGGCCGAUGUCCUUGAUGACAACCAAACCAUGAAGGACAACGAGUUUCCUGUUUUCUCGACUGUCAACGCCCUGCGCCACUAUGACUGGACCAUGUGUGAAUUAUUGCACAGCAUGUCCGUUGAAGUGGUACAGAGCAUUGUCAAGAAUACCUUUGCCUUUGACGUGACGAAUAGCAACAUCGAGCCGUUUCGCCUGCCCUCAGCGCUGCUCGAUGAAAAGACUCCUGGGGUUUACGUCGUUGGUAUAAGAACGAGGGGUCACGGGGGCCAAUUCUUGAACAUCAACGAAUUGGAGGUCCUGAUUCGUGACAUGAAGCUGUACGUCGAAGGGUACGAAGCCUAUGCCAGACAUAAGGGGUGGGCUUCCGCUAAUAUGACGCCGGCGGAGAGCAAAGCCAUCAGCAUGGUCAAUGCUGUUGAGAGCCACAGUGGAUCACAAAGAGGCCAGAAUUCCGGUCCAAUGUUCAUUGAAAAGGCUGAAGAAGUCCCUAGGAUCAGGGCCCUUAUCAAGACAUUCGAAGCUAUGUGUGAUAGGAGCCUUGAUCCAACGGGGCAAGUUAACAUAUCGCAGAGCCCCUUGUAUGUAGGGUGUUCUAAGGAUCUGAACAAACGUAUGGCGGUAUACGCUAAUCGUAACGUCAGGUACAUCAACAAGCCCCUUGGUCUUACUGUUUGCAUUCUCAGAAAGCACAACAGAGGGCCAGAGCUGGUAGUUGGGUGCGUUCUGAGGAUUCUCAGAAAGGAACAACUGCCCAUGGCAGAGCAGCUGGUCUGCACAAUCGCUGGAUCCCUGAUAUAUCAGCAUGGCUUCAAUGCUGUGGAGACAGGAGGAACAGGAUUCCAAAGCUUGCCAACCGAUGCAGGCCUGAAAGACAAUAUAAAGUACAUCAUAUGUGGUACUCGGGUCUUGGUCAAUAACCUGAAGGAUAGUCUUGGUGAGGUUGAUCUACGUAAGAGAUUCCUCAGCCAUCUAGACCAGGCUUCAGGUGAAAUAGUACGCCUGAAAGAAAUAUUGAAACGUUGUGAAGAUGAAGUACAAACUCUCCCUUCUGGCGUAGAUUUCGAUCAGGUCUUGUCGCGCAUUUCUGCUAUCGUGCAAAGUGUGAGACGCAACCUUAAGGAUAAACAAGAUGCCCUGAAGUUCUGGAAACUAAUGCUAGAAAUUCAGAGGAUCAUCGUGGACGAGACCGGUGUGGGAUUACACCUCAUUGAUCAAACCGACCGGGAUACAUGA